This is a messenger RNA of Angiostrongylus costaricensis, 5280 nucleotides long. The record is from the annotation of a GenBank genome assembly. NCBI's taxonomy places the organism in Eukaryota, Metazoa, Nematoda, Chromadorea, Rhabditida, Metastrongylidae.
CUUAACCUUAUCGAUGUCGUCGACCCUGUUGAUGUUGAGGAGGCCCUUGCCCAACGCCGAACUUCUGCACUCUACGACAUUUCUUCCACAACUACAAGUCCAAGAAAAGUCAGCGAAUUUCCUGCUGACGACGUUGAGGUUCGUAUUGUACCUCGGGAGUGGACGACUAUUGACUCACCUAUUCCCACAGAAACCAAAGAACCAGUGAUUUACUGGCUUCUUGUUUUAAGCUUGAAAAUUGAACCUCAUGUUCGGGACAUUAUCUCGUCAUUCACGGACCAAUUUUCGUUAAUACAAAAGAGGUACCAGCAGUACGGUUCGGCUGAUGCGUAUGUUCGCAUGGUGACUGAGCGUCCUAUCAUUGUUCGUUCAACAAGCCGUCAAAUUUUUGAAGCGGAUGCCGGUCAUGCCGACCGAAUCGCAAGGAGUGUGAGCGUUGUCGGCGAUCAGGAUUCGUUUUCUAAAAGGCAGUCGUGUGCAUCCACGGCAUCCUCCGGCACCAUGGGUUCAGCAGAAGGAGAAUCGCGUGAAUCACGUCUUCAUCAGAGCCAGCCUGAUCCAACAAUUCCUGGUGUUUAUUACAGUAGACAAAACAUUUUUUCAGGUGUGAUUCAGCGAGCGAGUUUCUCCCACCUCGAUCAGUUGAGUGAUGCACGGCGACAGUCUGGACGCCACACGAAUCUCAUCAAUCUUCUUCCUCUUCAACACGAUUUAAUUAUCGAGAAAAGGACCACGCCUCCAUAUCCAGAGGAGAGACUGGGACAAAAAUUAAUUGUAAAAGUUGUCAAACUGACAAUGAACCCGUAUUUUGAACCAGUUUUCGGUUCUAUAACGAUUUACGAUGCAAAGGCUCGACGUAAAGUUAGUGAAAACUUUUAUUUCGACGUAAAUCCGGUCGAAAUAAGGCGGAUGAUCAACGAGAAAUCACAGUGUUUCGGUGAUACUCCGCGGUGUAACCAGGCGGCAUUUAGUAUCUCAUGUCCGCUAAUGGACCUAUUCAUGGUCAUUAAGCUUGAAAAAGUGUUGCAAGCAUGCGAAAUUACCGAUGCAUCCGAACCGUACACAAACUCGGCCGCCCGUGAUGACAGAUCACGUGAAAAGUUGUUUGCAACGGCCGUGGACUACUGUGAAAGAUUAGGAGCAUUCCGGAUGCCUCUUGGUUUCAUGAUUGUUGAUCUGCAAAAAGUGUUAGUGGGUGCGAAUUCACUUGAACGUUCAGAAAUGAACAUCUCGACGAUGACCACAGGAUCGAUGACCACCACUACAGGUGAACCGACUGCUCCUCUGGCCAGUAUUUCUGGCGAAACCGAUAGCAUAGUUAGUGCUGAUCGUGUUUCAACAUCGUCGACAUCGACAUUUCGAAGGAUGGGUAGUGGAACCUCAGCUUCUGCGAUGCUAAAUCGUGUUCGUACACCACUUCAACGACGCAAAUUCCUUGGUGGAGGUGGUGGCGGAGGCAAUGACGACUCGAACACCGUGGAUGGUUCUGCUGUAGAAAAAUCGUUGGAAACGAAUUUGGCAAACCUUCAACCAGUUCUGCUAAAUCUUAACUCGUUUUUUCGACAGGAAGCAGAACGUCUAAGUGAUGAAGACCUGUACAAACUGUUAGCCGAUGCCCGGCGACCUGGAGGGAAACUGUCUCGAUUGAAAACCUUUACUGCAGAUUUGUCUAUCCAAUUGUCGGGUGGUACAGCAGAGGAGCUGUUAAUGCGCCUUAGUCCUGAAAUGCUACGUGUAGCACCCUUCAAUGUAGGACCUGGUUCGGAGCUAACUAAAGACAUCCAGGAAUUCCCAGCAAAAGAUCUUACGCCUCGUCUUUGUCAGGUCUUUGAAUUUGUCUAUUCUUACAUAAUAUUAUUCGUUUGUUAUAGGAACUUACUAUAUAUCUAUCCGAAAUUUGCGAACUUAUCUAAUCGUCCCGGUACUGCCCGUAAUAUUUCAAUUAAAUUGGAUACUGAUUUUUUUCACUUUUUGGAUAAUUCGAAUUGCUCUUUCAGGACACCCCAUAUUGCGGAUGAGAUCAAGCUUCGUAUACCUGUUGAUCUAGAUGAUGGACAUCACUUAUUGUUUACUUUUUAUCACAUAUCGUGCAAACCAAACAACAAGGAUGAAGAAGUUGAAUUUCCUAUUGGAUACAGUUGGUUACCGUUAUUUCGAGAUGGCCGACUUACCACUGGUGACUUUAAUCUUCCAAUUUGUCUUGAUCGUCUACCUGCAAGUUACGGAUAUCUCUCUCCCGAUGUAGCGUUACCGAAUGUUCGUUGGCUUGACGGUCAUAGGCCGGCGUUUACUUUGAGUAUCACGGCUGUGAGCACUGUUCACCCUCAGGGAGUUACUAAGGCUCGUCCAGAACCAAUGGUUGCCUUUCUUUACAAUAUCCUAGACAAGUUAAUUGCUUUAAUUGCGAAUCGGCCAUACUCAGAAUCACUGUCAAGUGUCUGCUUCGAAACUCUCGGUCAAUUGGUAAAGAUAUGUACAAUGUUACUCGACUCCUGCUUAGAUUUUCAUGGUCGUAGUGCACUCUUAACAUCAUAUGUGCACUAUUUUAAAAUUGCUAUGAAAGAAUCGAGAGCGAGUUCACAGCUAUGCAAAGACUUGAUGGCUGAAAAGAACAAACCUGGUUCACCAGAAACUCAAAAGCUCUACCACAUUAUUGUUUUCUUUUUUGGUAAUUAUUUAGAAGACGUUGAGAAGUCGAACUGGCAUCAUCUACGCAUACCUGGAGAAGCUGUACCAAGCACAUCUAAUAAGGCAGUGCACGAGGAGCUAGCUCAGCUCUGGGUUCGUAGUGGUGGUUGCGCAAGAGAAAUGGCCUUUCUCAACGCGUGGUUCUUUCUUGAGCUCAUGGUCUGUGUUCCUUUUUGUAUUCCUACGAUUUUCUUACGGCUAUUUAUUAGUUUUAUCAGUUUUGAUACAAUUAAAUCUAUGGCGGAAUACCUUUCUAUGACAGGGCGCCUUUAUCUCACUAGACGAUCGCGGUUUAGUGAACGUUUUAUUAGAGAAGUUGAAGCAUUGUCGGCAGCCAUAAUCGCUGAGAGCAACAUGGAUGUGCCAGUAUAUUUGAAUUAUAUUGGUCAAUGUGAAUCUUGUUGGUUGACCUUUAUUAUGCAUGUGAUGGUUUACAGUUGUAUUGGUGAGCCGGCUGCAACUACUUUGAUGCUGCUCAAACUGGAUUUCAUGCGAAUUGUGAGCUCGCAUGAGCACUUCGUAAUCCUGAACCUUCCUUUUGGACCACCGCACAGUGUGCCGACUUCGUCGUCGUCUUCAUCUCUUGGGCUUUAUUCCAGUGGUGGAACCUCCGCGAUUCAGAUGCAGGCGCUUAGUCCAGAGUCUGUUAGUAUUGCAAGCAGGUCAACAACUACUACACUAGAUUCCUGGGGAUCACUAGGGUCUGGUGAGCUCACUUAUGAGUAUCGGAAGUGUCAUUAUCUUGUUGGUUUGGCCCUCGCUGAUCUGGCUUCUGUUCUUGAAUCGUCAAAUAGUGCUGUGCUUCAUUCACGAGCAAUUAGUGUUAUUCACAAUCUUCUGUUAACACAUGAAGCUGACAGUCGCCUGAGUGAUCCUUGCAUACGGGCUCGAAUUGCUGCUCUCUAUCUUCCUCUGAUUACAAUCGUUCUGGACGUAACAGAUCUUAUCCAUGAUCCAUUUGCUAAUUCAAACAGCAGUACAGUCCGAUUUUCGAGAGAAGAUCCACUCAACUUCUCGGUUUCUCCAGGUGUAAAUCCUAAGGUGGCGCUUGCAAUAGCUGGUAUUGGCUCAUCGUCGCCAGUACCUUGUACGCCAACUGGUGUUCGAAGACAAAAUGGAUUAGAACGGAGUUAUGUUGUGAUGAGAACCCUAUUUGUGCUUUCCCUUAUCGCACUGCAUUUAGUAUUUCAGCUUUUGGCAUGCUUUUGCUGGGUGUUGAAAAAUGUAGAGGGCUCUGCACUUCGUCACUGGGUGCGAGAACUUUCUCCAACACGCCUUUCUCAGUUACUGAAUGUUCUUCAUCUGUGUGUGUCAUGUUUUGAGUAUAAGGGAGGACAAUCGUCGGAUUUGGUGAAUGUCGUUAAUGAAUUAGACGAAACUUUGACUGAGUCCGUCGUGACACGUCGUGAUGGAGUGAAAUGGAGAGUAGGUCCCCCAUCUGCAGCUGGAAGUGAUUCGCGCCGAGCAAGUUCUUUGUUGUGCGAAGAUGAGGUGCUGCUGGAAGCUGCGUUGUGUACCGAAGUGGUUCUAUGUGUGUUAGAUAUGUUAGAGACAGUCAUUCGAGUGAUAUCCAUGCCUGGAAGUGACCAUUUGCACUUUGCGUUACCCAUGGUGCUUCGUGGAAUUAUGCACAUGUUUGCUUGUAAUCAGUCCGUUCAAGCUUUGGAAUGUAUUUUCGUGAGUCAACGAACGCUUGUUAAGAAGUUCUCCGACCUAAUUUUUGAACAAGAAGUUGAGCAAUGCGGAGAGUUGUGCCUACAGCUCUUGCGCCAUUGUGCAUCACGAUUGCCAGCCGUUCGCUCUCAGGUAUUAAAUGUUGUUAGCCUUUCUCUCACUAUACGGUUCUCUGUUUUAAUUCAUGGACCCUUUAAGUCUGCUGCUAGUCUUUAUCUUCUGAUGCGUGAGAGUUUCGAGAGUGGUAGCAGUUUAGCGAGGGUGAAGAUGCAAAUCACGAUGUCUUUAUCGACACUGGUCUCAAACGCGACUAAAGAGGGAGUGUGGCUAAAUGAAGAUUCCCUUAGGAGGAGUCUCAAGGUAAAGAUUUGGAACCGCUGCUUCAUCGUCGAAAUCUUUAAAAUCCUCUACUGUUUUCUUUCUUUACCUGACAUUUUAAUAGAGCAAAACACAGUAUUAAUUUACUCCGAAACCGAUGCCAAUACUGAUCCUCACACACGUGCAAACUCGAGCUUCUCAGAACAGGUGGAUACUGAUUUUAAAGUCAAAGACUUGGUUUUCAACAUACAUAUGAUCCUUUCGGAUACUGUGAAACUGAAGGAAUUUGCAAAUGAUUUCGAGAUGACAAUUGAUCUAAUGUACCGUGUUGCUAAAGGCUAUCAGACCAACCCAGAUUUGCGGUUUGUUGCACAUGAUCGUGAGCUUUAUUGUGAAGCGGGACAGUGUAUGCUCCAUGCAGCAGCAUUGGCCGCUGAGUACAUUGCAAUGGUAACAACGGAUGGCUUCAUGCCUCGAGGAGCAGUGGAUUUUAAGGAAAUCAGCGAUAACAUCUUAGAAGAAAGUGCCGUUAGUGACGACGUUCUUAGGUUUGAUGGCUUUCGAGUAAAUUUCACUACCUUGAAAGUGACUGUAGGUUGA